Messenger RNA from Pygoscelis adeliae (Adelie penguin), 2345 nucleotides. Its product is annotated as E3 ubiquitin-protein ligase DTX4-like. Gene Ontology annotation, biological process: Notch signaling pathway; protein ubiquitination. Gene Ontology annotation, cellular component: nucleoplasm. The coding region runs from base 106 to 1494 and encodes 462 amino acids. Gene Ontology annotation, molecular function: ubiquitin protein ligase activity; zinc ion binding. The transcript has 9 exons. The record is from RefSeq and is a predicted model, not a curated record. Lineage: Eukaryota; Metazoa; Chordata; Aves; Sphenisciformes; Spheniscidae.
ACUAUCCGCCCUGUCCGGCGCAGCUACUACGACCCAUCGUCAGCACCAGGCAAGGGAGUCGUGUGGGAGUGGGAGAAUGACAGCGGGUCAUGGACACCCUACGACAUGGACGUGGGUAUCACCAUCCAGCGCGCCUAUGAGAAGCAGCACCCCUGGGUGGACCUGAGCGCCAUUGGCUUCUGCUAUGUCAUCGACUUUGCCACCAUGGGUCAGAUCAACCGGCAGACCCAGCGCAAGCGCCGUGUCCGCCGCCGCCUUGACAUGGUCUACCCGCUGGUCUCGGGCACCCUGCCCAAGUCCCAGUCCUGGCCGGCCAGCCCUGGGGCGGCAGCAGCCCCCCCGGUCCCCGCCUGCGCCUGUCCCCAGUGCCUCCUGGUCAUGAGUGUCAAAGCCACUGUGUCAGCUGCUGGCCCCCGCACCGCCCACCCACCGCCCCCAUCAGCCAGCUCCACCACCAGCCCCCCUGGCACGGGCAGUGGCAAGGCAUCCCGUCCUGGCCUCGGCACCCUGAACCGCAGCCACCUCCAGCGCCUGGCCAUCGCUCAGUCCCGGGUACUCAUUGCCUCUGGUGUCCCCACUGUCCCUGUGAAGAACCUCACUGGCUCCAGUCCCGUCAACCCAGCACUGGCAGGGAUCACGGGGAUCCUAAUGAGUGCAGCUGGGCUGCCCGUCUGCCUGACACGGCCCCCCAAGCUGGUGCUGCACCCCCCACCUGUCAGCAAAAGUGAGAUCCAGUCCAUCCCUGGCAUCUCCCACACCUGCCGCAAGACCACCAAGAAACAGGCCAAGAAGGGUAAAACUCCGGAGGAGGUACUGAAAAAAUACCUGCAGAAGGUGCGGCAUCCGCCGGAUGAGGACUGCACCAUCUGCAUGGAGCGCCUCUCUGCACCCUCCGGCUACAAGGGACCCCAGCCAGCCCUCAAGCCUGACCUGGUGGGGAAGCUGGUGAAGUGUGGCCAUGUCUUCCAUCUCCACUGCCUGGUCGCCAUGUACAACAACGGCAACAAGGAUGGGAGCCUGCAGUGUCCCACCUGCAAAACCAUCUACGGGGUGAAGACUGGGACACAGCCCCCGGGGAAGAUGGAAUAUCACAUCAUCCCUCACACGCUGCCUGGCCACUCUGACUGCAAAACCAUCCGCAUCAUCUACAACAUCCCCCCAGGGGUGCAGGGACCAGAGCAUCCAAACCCUGGGAAGAGCUUCACCGCCCGCGGCUUCCCCCGGCACUGCUACCUGCCAGACAGUGAGAAGGGCAGAAAGGUACUGAAGUUGCUGCUGGUAGCCUGGGACCGGCGCUUGAUCUUUGCCAUUGGGACCUCCAGCACCACAGGCGAGUCGGACACGGUGAUCUGGAAUGAGAUCCACCACAAGACAGAGUUCGGCUCCAACCUCACUGGCCAUGGCUACCCUGACAUCAACUACUUGGACAAUGUCCUGGCCGAGCUCGCGGCCCAGGGCAUCACGGAGGAGAGCCUGGCGCAGGAGAAGGACUGAGACCGUGGCAGGGAGGCAAGGGAAGGGGCACCCAUGCCGCGCCCCCCCAAGGAUAAAGCUGCUGGAGAAACCCGCAUGGGUGCUUUGCAGGGGCACCUGGAGCCCCCUGCUCCUGGUGGCACCUGCCCAGUGGGAGCAUCCCCAGGCUGGCCGGGAAUGUGGGAGAAGGUCCUUUUGGCCAUCCCCUUCACUCCUGCGGGGAGGGAGCCUUCCCCACAGAGCCGUGGGGCUUCACGCUGGCCUGGCUGUCCCCUCCGGCUGGUGUCCUAUCCCCACUGCCACCAUGCUGAGGGCUUGGGGGGUACUAGGCUCCCCUCCCUCCUCAUCCAUUGGACGGUCCCAGCCUGGCCUGAUUCCCCUGACACCCAUCUGGGGCUGUGACCUGGCCUGGGGUGGGAGCAGGGGCCAUGGGAGUCCCCCUCGCUCUGCCUCAUCCCUCAGCCGUCUGUUUGUUCAUUUGUCCUGUCUGGUACCUCCUCACUGGUCACUUGUGUCCACGGAGGUUGGGGGGGGCCCUUUCCUGCCUCGGCUGGCCCCCCAGCCCUGUGCCCCCUUCUCCUCUUGGCUGUGUCUGAGCUGUGCCCUGCAGGGUCCACUUGUCUGGGCUGCUCACCCCCACCCCGUGCCAGGGAGGGGCCGGUGGGUGGUAGGAAGUGGGGGGAGGGGCACAUUUCCUGGCCUAUCUCCCACCCCCCCUGUAGUGGGUUCCUUGAACUGUUCGUAUGGGGGCGUCCCCGCCUUGAAUUUUUAUAUACCUCGUGUUUUGGGGUUUUGUCGUAUAUAUGUACAUAUAGGUGGUGGCGUUUUGGGAGGUGUCCUGGGGGCUGGGAGAAUGGGAUGCUGUGGCCAGA